Messenger RNA from Closterium sp. Naga37s-1, 2310 nucleotides. The record is from the annotation of a GenBank genome assembly. Lineage: Eukaryota; Viridiplantae; Streptophyta; Zygnematophyceae; Desmidiales; Closteriaceae.
AUGCCUGGUGGUUUGAUUGUGCUUACGCUGAAGAAUGUUCCGUUUUCCGUUCGUAUCGUUUUUGAAGCCACAGCCGUCAGCACGAGCUGCAGUGGCGUCAGCAGAAGCGGAGAUGGCAGCGUCAGUGUCGCCUUCUUCGUGGGCCCACACGGGCUUGUGCGAGUGGUGCCGCCUGCGCCUGCCGCGGCAGGAAGGGUGGAUUUGAAAUUCCCCAAAGCACGUGUUUCAACCUCAGCCGCGACCAUCACCCUUGUCUUUCCCUCCUUUCCUCUUCACUGCCCUCUUUUCCCUUCCUCUCUAACGCUACCCCGUUCCUCGCCCUCUCCUCUCGUCUUCCCCUCACUCACUCCUGUUCCCCUCCCUCCUGUCCUUAUCCCCUCACUCAUCCAAUGUUCCCCUCCCUCCUCUCCUCGCCCCUUCCCUCCUCUCCUCUUCCCCUCCCUGAUUUCCUCAUCUCCUCCCUUGUCUCUUCUUCCCCCCCCUACGCUCGUCUUCCUCCCGCCCGCUCGCCAUCCAGACGAGCCUUGGCUGGCUGUCCUCGCCGCUCAUAUGCAUAAUUGGGACGAGCCCAUCCCAGUUGUGUGCUUGGCGUUGCCACGCCAUUCAGCCACUUCAAGCUGUGCGUCACUGCAGGUCGCCCACACACGACUGUUGUUCAGGCCGCCACAGCACCGCUCUUCACCGCACCAAAUCCAGCAGUCAACCCAGCUGGUGUUCUCUGCUCAGCAAUGGCAUCAUUUGGAGAGACGACGCGUGUCACGGGAGGAUUUCGCAGCGGUGACGGUGGCAGCACUGGCAGUGCCGCCGCUGUUCCAGCAGAGACAAUUGUAUGAGGUGGGUGUAUGGGUGGGAUGGGUGCGUAGGUGGGGUGGGUGUGGGUGUGGGUGGGUGUGUGGGUGGGAUGGGUGUGGGGAUGGGGUGGGUGUGUGGAUGGGAUGGGUGUGUGGGUGGGGUGGGUGUGUGGGUGGGAUGGGUGUGUGGGUGGGAUGGGUGCGUGGGUGGGGUGGGUGUGGGAAUGGGUGUGAGGGUGGGAUGGGUGUGUGGGUGGGAUGGGUCUGGAGUGCUUCCCCGAUUGCUUUCCCCCAAUCCCUCUCUCUGUUACUCUCCCCUCUUCUCUCCCCUCUUCUCUCCCCUCAUCUCUCCCCUCUUCUUUCCUAUCUUCUCUCCCCUUUACUCUCCCCUCAUCUCUCCCUUUCUCUCUCCUUCAAGCUCAUUGCUACCAUGCUGAUCGCUGCACCCCAAACACCACUGGCCAGCAGACCUGCAAGGCCCUAUGUAGCACCCCUUGCUCUCCCACCACCCGUGUUUUUCCCCAAGAGCCGCACUACUCCCAUUUGCCUCUGCCCUGUCCCCCUCUUCCACUCCCCCUUUCUGACGGAAAUUCCCCCGACUGCAUGCCUCCCUCCCCUCCUCUCUAACCUGUUGUUCCGCCUCCAACUGUAUUCUGGGAUUCACAUAUUUCUCUUCCUUCUUUCUCCUCAUCAGCUCGCCAACUCACGAGAUUCACCUCUCACCAUCUUCUUCUCUUCCCCGCAUUCUCUUCGCGCCGCUCCCACUCACGUUUUCCUCUCGUUUCGUCCCCUCUGCUUUCUCUCCGGCUCCAAUAUACCGCCUGUCCUCCUGCCUUCACCUCAUUUUCCCAUCUUUCUCUCGUUGGCCUUCCCUGUCCCCCUGCUGCUCCGAUCAGCUGGGCUCGUUGGCGCAACUGUUACAGGGGAGCAAAGUGGAGCAUGUGGUGCUCGUAUCACAAGUCCCACCUCUCUCCGCAUCCCUUCACUAACCCCCCAGGGCGACAUCAUAAGGGGUAACGUAACACGGGAGGAUCGGGCAGCCGGGGUGCAUGGAGCACCAGUCGUGCAGCAGUGCAGGUGCAUGCAGCACGCACUGUCCAUCCCCUCCUCCCCAACUCGUCCCUCCCCCAUUGCCCAGCGUGUCGCGAGAGCAUCUGGCAGCCGUGGUGCAGGGGGCAAAUGUUGUCCUCCUCCUUCCCCCCCACUCAUGCAGCAGUGCAGGUUCAUGCAGCAAGCAUUGUCCGCCCUUUCCCCCACUCGUCCCGCCUCUCUCCAUGUCCCCUCACAAUCCUACCAAGGCGGCACCACGAGGGGCAGCGUGUCAAGGGAGGAUCUGGCAGCCGUGGUGGCGGCAGCGCUGGCAGUGCCACCGCCUUCCCAGCACAGACGGGUCAUUAAGUCUCUCCCCUCGCACUGCAAUUUUCUCCCAGUCAUCUCUCCCACACUCAUCCCUCCCACGCUCAUCCCCCCCGUGUCUCUCCCUCCACCCAUGUCUCUCCCAUCCCAGGCAAGGUGGUAA